AUGAUAGCUUACAUAGAGCCAUACUUCUUGGAUAACGACGCUGAGGCUUCCGCCGUCGCCGGAAAAUCUUCCGACGGUGUUUCAGAGUCACUCAACCUCCAAGGGACAAUCGUAUGCGGCGGCGAUGCGGCUGAUAUCGCCGGGAAAGAUUUCGGCGGCAUGAACUUUGUGAAGCCACUCGCCGUGGUGAGACCGGUGGGACCGGCGGAUAUCGCCGGAGCGGUGAAAGCAGCUCUGAGAUCGGAUAAACUCACGGUGGCGGCUCGUGGAAACGGCCAUUCGAUCAACGGUCAGGCUAUGGCGAAAGGAGGGCUUGUCGUCGAUAUGAGUUCCACGGCGGAGAAUCAUUUCGAGGUUGGUUUUUUAUCCGGCGAUGGUGGUGGUACGGCGUUUGUUGAUGUCUCCGGAGGGGCAUUAUGGGAAAAUGUGUUGAAACGGUGCGUUUCGGAGUACGGUUUAGCUCCGAGGUCGUGGACGGAUUAUCUCGGGUUAACGGUAGGCGGGACGUUGUCGAAUGCCGGCGUUAGUGGACAAGCUUUCCGUUACGGACCACAAACGUCGAAUGUAACGGAGUUAGACGUCGUAACGGGAAACGGAGACGUCGUUACUUGCUCGGAAGUUGAGAAUUCGGAGCUUUUUUUCUCCGUUUUAGGUGGUCUUGGUCAGUUUGGUAUCAUCACCAGAGCUAGGGUUUUGCUACAGCCAGCACCAGAUAUGGUGAGAUGGAUAAGAGUGGUUUACACCGAGUUCGAUGAGUUCACUCGUGACGCCGAGUGGCUGGUGAGUCAGAAAGACGAGUCGGUCGAUUACGUGGAAGGAUUUGUGUUCGUCAACGGUGAUGACCCGGUCAACGGAUGGCCUACAGUUCCGGUUCACCCAGACCACGAUUUUGACCCGACCCGAUUACCACAGUCUUCCGGUUCGGUUCUCUACUGCCUUGAACUCGGUCUUCAUUACCGGAACUCAGACUCAAACUCAACCGUCGAUAAGAGGGUGGAGAGAUUGAUCGGGCGGUUAGGAUUUGAGGAUGGGUUGAGAUUCGAGAUUGAUCUGCCUUACGUUGACUUUUUAUUGAGGGUAAAACGGGCAGAAGAUAUCGCGAAGGUGAACGGCACAUGGGAAACGCCGCACCCUUGGCUUAACCUCUUCGUGUCGAAGCGUGACAUCGCAGAUUUUGAUCGGACAGUUUUCAAAGAACUCGUCAAGAACGGAGUCGGUGGGCCCAUGCUGGUCUAUCCUCUUUUGCGAAGCAGGUGGGAUGAUCGGACAUCCGUGGUUAUACCGGAAGGAGAUGUAUUCUACAUUGUGGCAUUGCUUCGGUUCGUGCCGCGGUGUACAAAAGCUUCAUCGGUCGAGAGAAUGGUAAUUCAAAACCAAGAGAUCGUUCAAUGGUGUGUGAAAAACGGAAUAGAUUACAAACUGUAUCUUCCUCAUUACAAGUCUCAAGAGGAAUGGAUUCGCCAUUUUGGAAAUCGAUGGUCGAGAUUUGUUGAUAGGAAAACUAUGUUUGAUCCAGUGGCUAUCCUUUCACCGGGUCAAAAGAUUUUCAAUAGGUCUCCUUGA
This is a messenger RNA of Arabis nemorensis, 1563 nucleotides long. Lineage: Eukaryota; Viridiplantae; Streptophyta; Magnoliopsida; Brassicales; Brassicaceae. The record is from the annotation of a GenBank genome assembly.